Pelobates cultripes (western spadefoot toad) is the source of this 276-nucleotide messenger RNA. The record is from the annotation of a GenBank genome assembly. NCBI's taxonomy places the organism in Eukaryota, Metazoa, Chordata, Amphibia, Anura, Pelobatidae.
AAGAUACUUACAGAUGCCAUAUGGGUUUCCCUCCAUCAGCUCCUACAUCGAGAUGCUGACUGGUGUUGGACUGAACAACAUGCUGCUGUGGAUACACUCAAAACACAUUUGACAAGUCCACCUGUCUUACAGUAUUUUGAUGUGCACAAGUCAGUGAUAUUGUUCUUCACGGUCUUGGUGCAGUCUGUCUUCAAGACGGCAAGCCUGUGGCAUUUGCAUCAAGAGCCUACACUGAGACUGAAGCACACUAUUCACUAUUUGAGAAAGCACUAUUAG